AUGGGUCAGCGCCUAAGCGAGGAGAGUGACCCGGACAAGGAAAUCGAUGUGGCAGAGCUGCAGGAAUGGUACAAGAAAUUUGUUGUGGAGUGCCCGAGUGGAACGCUGUUCAUGCACGAGUUCAAGGGAUUCUUUGGUGUCAUUGACAACAAGGAGGCCGCAGAUUACAUUGAAAACAUGUUUCGAGCCUUUGAUAAGAACGGCGACAACACUAUUGAUUUUCUGGAGUACGUGGCAGCCUUGAACUUAGUCCUGAGGGGUAAACUGGAACAUAAACUUAAAUGGACAUUCAAAAUAUAUGAUAAAGAUGGAAGCGGAUGCAUUGACAAAAUAGAGCUUCUUGAAAUUGUGGAGUCCAUUUAUCGACUGAAGAAAGCCUGCCAUGGAGAGCUGGAUGAAGAAUGUAAUCUUCUGACCCCAGACCAAGUGGUUGACCGGAUAUUUGAGCUGGUUGAUCAAAAUGGAGAUGGGGAGCUCUCGCUGGAUGAGUUCAUUGAUGGAGCGCGGAGGGACAAGUGGGUGAUGAAGAUGCUGCAGAUGGACGUCAACCCCGGAGACUGGAUCAACGAGCGAGCAUGCAGUUCUGACUCCUGA
Cottoperca gobio is the source of this 594-nucleotide messenger RNA. It is a transcript of the gene guca1b, whose product is annotated as guanylate cyclase activator 1B. Gene Ontology annotation, biological process: visual perception. Gene Ontology annotation, molecular function: calcium ion binding; calcium sensitive guanylate cyclase activator activity. The record is from RefSeq and is a predicted model, not a curated record. NCBI's taxonomy places the organism in Eukaryota, Metazoa, Chordata, Actinopteri, Perciformes, Bovichtidae. Gene Ontology annotation, cellular component: cone photoreceptor outer segment; photoreceptor inner segment. The transcript is spliced from 4 exons. Bases 1 to 594 code for a protein of 197 amino acids.